GCGCCAGACUGUGCAGUGCCUAUCUGUCAGCUACAGUGUGUUAUCGCAAAUCUGAUUGAGCGUGAAGGAAAACAUGUAUGAUUUUACAAACUGAGAUUUUCAAAUGCUUGGACUUGGACUAAAACCUUAUAUCUCAAAUUGUGCUUUGGACCCACGAGAAAAUACGGCAAGCUGCACGUUCUGGAUAGAACCAAGGCAAGGAAAAGGUCGGGAAGUUACGGAUCUUUGUUGUCCGGACAAGAGAGAGGGGCCCGAUUUCAGAGCAGCCAGUCUCGGGUGAAGUUAGCUAGCAAUCGCUACUAAGGAAGCCAGCAUCGUAAACCAGUUAGGAAGAGGAUACUCCAGUUCUCUACAGGUUACGAGAUUACUCGUACAAUUAUUACCUUUAAGAAUGAGAGCUCUGGGAAACUGAUACAUAGGGUAUGUUAUUUAAUUCGGAUGUUGACCUCUGUCGUUGAUUUGACUUGACACUUGUCAACUAACCACGAAUAUCUAGCUAACUAGCAUUACCAGCUAGCUAGCUCCUCCUGUCUUGCCAGCCACGCAAAGCUGUUGUUCACGAGCUAACAGUAGUUAGCUUGCUAGCUACCAUUCUGGCUAGCUGCCUAUUUACCCUUUAAUUACUAUAACAGGGUUGCUAACUAUUUAGUUAAAAUAAACAGGUUAUGAACAUUUUUGUUUUGUGGGCUCAACAUAGGCUGUAACGUUAUAACAUUAGAUGUUCUUGAUAAAACUCACUUUCUUUGUUGCAAUAGCUAGCCCCUAAUGGCAUUACUCGCUAGCUAACGUUAUGCUAACAAUAAGGACCCGGACACAGACAGCCUGUUAGCGAGCUAGGAAACUAGCUACAUCCUUAAAAUAUAUAGUUUAGCUAACGUUACGUCCACAAAACAAAUAUGUUGUUAUCUUCUAAAGAGAGGUUAUUGCCAGAUAGCACACAACAAGGUUCGUUUACUAACCGUCUGUUGAUGAAGCAACAGCGUUGUAUUUUAAAUGUAAUUGAUGUUUUAAACUGUGACAGGUGUUCUGAUUGAAGCGCUAGCACAGUCAGAGAAGUCGGUGGUUAAAUACCGGUUAUAAACGGUAUUGAGGUUGGAAGAUCAGGAUUUCUGCUCACAGCUUGCUUUCAGCAGUGACGUUAUUUGAACCACCACUGGUACCCUGCCUAAUUCCUGUCCAAGGGAUGUUUUGGUUUUGAGCUGCACACCGUACUCCUUCCUGCAAGCUGUCUAACCUGGAGGGACUUUUUUAUUAAUUGUGUCCACUAUUGCUGCAUCAUUCAGACUUGCCAAGCUACAAUGGUGGUCAGGUGUUUUAACCUGUAGCAGCACCUCAAUCCCACCUCGACACACAACAGUGGGUUGGCCGUAGGGCUAAUCAAGGAUUCUGAACUGAAGGACCACACAGACUCUUGACUCCUCUAACUUCUCUGCUGGAAUAGACUAUACCUGUUUCCCCCCUCUCUCCAGCCCUCCCCCAGUGUGUGAGGGUACAGAUGUGAGGAAGGCAGGAUGGGUACCCAGGGCAGCCCGGUGAAGAGUUAUGACUACCUGUUGAAGUUCCUCCUGGUCGGGGACAGUGAUGUGGGGAAAGGGGAGAUACUAGACAGCCUACAGGAUGGAUCUGCAGAGUCCCCAUACGCUUACAGCAGCGGUAUCGACUACAAGACCACCACUAUUCUGCUGGAUGGGAGGAGAGUCAAACUGGAGCUGUGGGACACGUCAGGACAGGGGAGGUUCUGCACCAUCUUCAGGUCCUACUCCAGAGGGGCUCAGGGGAUCCUGCUGGUGUAUGACAUCGCAAACCGCUGGUCGUUCGAAGGCAUCGACCGCUGGAUACGAGAGAUUGACGAGCAUGCCCCGGGUGUACCUCGUAUCCUGGUAGGUAACCGGCUCCACCUGGCGUUCAAGCGUCAGGUUCCUACGGAGCAGGCCCGGGCGUACGCUGAGAAGAAUGGCAUGACCUUCUUUGAGGUCAGCCCACUCUGCAACUUCAACGUCAUCGAGUCGUUCACAGAGCUGUCUCGCAUCGUCCUGAUGAGGCACGGCAUGGAGAAGUUCUGGAAGCCCAACAGAGUCUUCACUCUCCAGGACCUGUGCUGCAGAGCGAUUGUCUCCUGUACGCCCGUCCACCUGAUUGACAAGCUGCCGUUGCCCGUGGCGAUAAAGUCCCACCUCAAGUCCUUCUCUAUGGCCAAUGGGAUGAACGCAGUGAUGAUGCACGGACGGUCCUAUUCUCUGGCCAACGCGGCGGGCGGGUCUAAAGGGAACAGUCUGAAGCGUUCUAAAUCUAUCAAACCCCCCCAGAGCCCCCCACAGAACUGCACACGCAACAACUGUAAAAUCUCCUAGUGAUAGACCCUGUCUGAGGGAGGGGGGAGACUCACACCCUAAACACACUGAAACAGACCCCCUCCCUUCCACUGAGGGGACAGACAAGCUGAGGAGAGGAUGUGUAGGGCCUGUGGAGAGAACCAAGUCUGAGACCUACCCAGAAGGGAGGAGAUACCCUGAAACCGACCUAGCCCUUAGCCCAUACCCUAACCCUGAAGGGAGGAGAUACCCUGGGGGAGGAGAAGGAGAGGACGGUGGUGAAACCUACUGUAGGAGGAGGGAGGUGUGUGUACACCUCGUUCCACUGUGCUGGAGUAGUAAUACACCCAGAAUACAUCCACACAACCCUACUGAGUUCUAGUGUUUUCCCCUCCUCUCUUCUUCUUCCCUCCCUUUCUCUCUCUGUUGAUCAGAGUGUUGCCUCCUGCUGUCCCAUGAUUCAUAUGUUAAAUAAUAGAUGAUCUCUGCCGCUUUUUACAUCCUUCUCUCUGCCUUCUCUCUCUCCAUCUCCCUCACUCUGCCUGCUUUCUCUCCUCACUCUGCCUGCUCUCCCUCUCUCUCUCCAUCUCACUAUGCCUGCUCUCUCCCUCACUCUGCAUGCUCUCUCCCUCCCUUCUCCCUCUCUUCCACUUUACAUCUAUCCAUCUGCCUCACUUUGCAUUCUCUCGCACUCCCUUCCUCUUUACCUCCCCCCAUCUCCCUUCCCUACCCUCCUCUUAUCUUUUUGUCUUCUCUCUCCCUUUUCUCUUCUCCCCAGAGUCAUCCAGUCUGCCUGCCAGUUUUCCUCUCAUUCCUUUCUCUCUCUCCUCCUUUCCUUCCUUUCUCUUGCUCCUGCUCUCCUCUCUGCACCAGUUUCCAGUGCAGCCAGUGAACGUCACCCUAUUCCCUAUACAGGCUCUGGUCUAAAGUAGUGCACUAUAUAGGGAAUAGGGUGCCAGGGCCCAUAGAGCUCUGGUCUAAAGUAGUGCACUAUGUAGGGAAUAGGGUGCCAUUUAGAAUGCAGUCCCAGACUCACCCAAUGAAGCCUGGUUGUCAGGCUGAGUGGUGUUCUCUUCUCACUGCAGGGCGGCCAUAUUGUUUUCCUACACAGACAGUCAGCGACGUGAGCAUGGAGCCCCAGAGUUUCUCCUAUUCAGGGAAAUCUCCUGGCCAUCAAAGCUAUUUUUCUCCCUUAUUAUUCUGUGUUUUACUGAACUAACUUGUCCCUCUGGUCUCAGAGAGAGUCUGCAGUACCAACCGCUAGAAGGACAGACUCUUCUAUGGAUGUAUGAAUGGCCUUUUCUCAUUUGGGUAAAAGUCUCCUCUCUCCGUCUUCUCUUCUGCGUGAUCCGGAAAGUGGUCGAGUCGUGCCCAUUAGUUUGUAGACGAACGGAAGAGGCUCCUCCCCUCCUCGAUAGCCACCUUUCAUCAAGGAUAGUCAUGUGUAUCCUCGCGGAACACUUUUGAAAUCUUUUAAAAAAAAAUUAUCACGUUACACAUUUAUUGGAGAUUCCAUCCUGUAAACAUCAUUUGCCUGAUGAUGCGUGAGUGGAGAGGAGUCUUCAUUUUAUACAAGUAGCAUUUUCAUCCACGUUCCCUUCUCACCGCCUCUCCUCGACUACCUUUGACCUUUUUCAAAAGGAGGCGAGAGAGGAUGGAGGAGAGGGAGGCAGGAGUUGAGCAAAUGUAAUUGAGAAAAGGCCUUUGUCUUAUGUAGUUUGUAUGCAACAAUUGCAUCCAUCGCCUCAAAGUCCAGUAUUGUAUGAAUGAAGAAAAUAGGACUUUAACUCUGUGUGCUUUUUAUAAAGAAGCUUCUCCCCCACAGCCUUUUCCCAGGCCUCCCUCUCUGUGAGGUUUUCCUGGUUAAGCCACAUGGUCAGGUCAUGAGGUCAGGGAAAACCUCUAGGUCUGGGAAUAUCAAAAGGUUGUCAUGCUGUUCUUUCAAAUGGCACCCUAGUCACUAUGGCCCCUGGUCAAAAGUAGUGCACUAUCUAGGGAAUAGGGUGCCAAUAGAGUCCUAAUAGUGAUCUGUUAGUUGUAGACUGUAAAGGAGGGAAGAGGUGUUUGGUUCUUGUGCAGCACAUCAUAAUAUGGACCCACUACCUUCAACAUGUAGACAAGACGAGCUUUCAACAAUACCUUUUUUGUCCUUCAUUUUAAAACUUUUUGACAUUGUAAUGUGUUUUAUUACGACACCACCCUUUGAUGUUGACCUUAUAAUAGUCUGACAUUAGGAAGGCCUCAAAUAACACCCUAUUCUUCAAAAUAGUGCAGUACUUUUUAAAAUAAGUGCCCUAAUAUGGGGGAAUAGGGUGUAAUUUGAAACAGAGAUAUUAUAUUUUUUUCCUUCUCAAAUUAUUUCUCCAGAUGGGAUUAAUUGUAUUAUUAUGAUGGACUGUUUAAAAAAAUAAAAAAAUUUAAAAAAAGGUUUGCAAAGAAUGAUGGGAGAUGGAGUGUUGUGACCAUGUCAGGAGAAGUGCCCCAUUUGGGGGUGUCCCUGAUGUUGCCUGAGUUGAGGUUGUUAUGUGCGUCCCAAAUGGCACCCUAUUCCUUAUAUAGAGCACUGCUUUUGAACAGAGUAGUGCACUUAAUAGGAAAUAGGGGGCCAUUUUGGACUAAGGGAAGAGAAAUGAUAGUGAACACAAAAUGUAAACACUAUGGGUGUGUCCCAAAAGAGCACUUUAUUACCUAUGUAGUGCAUAUCCCAAUGGGCCCUGGUCAAAAGUAGUGCACUACAUAGGGAAUAGGAUGCGAUUUGGGAUGCAUAUCAAUUUUCCUUUGGUUGUAGCUGCUGCUGGGUAAUUUAAACAAGGAGUGCGUGAUCGAGCGAGCGCAACAGUGUUCUAAAAAAACAAGCCGAAACAUGUUUUUAAAUUAUUGAUUGUACAGUUUUAGGCUAGGGUAUGGAAAGCAGAGACUUUUUUCACAAUAAAAACUGUUCUUAACGUUA
Messenger RNA from Salmo salar (Atlantic salmon), 5262 nucleotides. Lineage: Eukaryota; Metazoa; Chordata; Actinopteri; Salmoniformes; Salmonidae. The record is from RefSeq and is a predicted model, not a curated record.